Messenger RNA from Pangasianodon hypophthalmus (striped catfish), 2686 nucleotides. Its product is annotated as vesicular inhibitory amino acid transporter. Bases 302 to 1855 code for a protein of 517 amino acids. Gene Ontology annotation, cellular component: vacuolar membrane. Gene Ontology annotation, biological process: amino acid transmembrane transport. The transcript has 2 exons. Gene Ontology annotation, molecular function: amino acid transmembrane transporter activity. Lineage: Eukaryota; Metazoa; Chordata; Actinopteri; Siluriformes; Pangasiidae. The record is from RefSeq and is a predicted model, not a curated record.
CACACACACACACUCGUGCGCAACUGGCAUUUGGCACACUGAUGAGUUGGUGCGCGUCUGCUACUGCACUAGAUGGAAAAAGAAAACUAGUGAAGUAGGAAUCUUUUUGUAUUGGAUUACUCAAUUUAUUCUUGGAUGUAUUUCAGAAAGAAAAGACCAGCACGGAUUAUUUGAAGAGAAAAGACAUUCAAGGGAAUAUGCAACAGGAAUGAUUCGUGUUCGAUGAUCUGCCUCGUUUACGCACAAAAAAAAGUGAUCAUUUCAUUAAUUCUUCAACAUCCGAUCAGACAGUUUAAUAAUCAUGGCUCAUCUCAUACAGCACAAGAUUUCCAGUAAAGUGAUGAGUAUAAUGAGCAGCGCGUCUCAGAAAUCCGAGGUGAAGGUGAGCCGGGUGUUUGCGCGCCUCGGCUUCCAGGCGGCCACUGAUGAGGAAGCUCUGCCUUUCGCUGAUCGUGAUGGCCUGGAUUACGAUUACAGACAUGGCAUGAGAAUGGACGAAGUCAGGACGAGCGGGGAAAGAGAUGGAAUGGUGGCGGAAGACAGUCAUUACCAAAGACACGACACCAGCCCGUCAGGAUCCCGGAGAAACAGCGAGGCGCACGGAGCGCAGGACAAAGCGAAAAUCACAGCAUGGGAUGCGGGCUGGAACGUCACCAAUGCGAUUCAGGGUAUGUUUGUCUUGGGCCUCCCCUAUGCCGUCCUGCACGGUGGCUACCUGGGCCUCUUUCUCAUCAUCUUCUCCGCUGUGGUGUGCUGCUACACAGGCAAGAUCCUCAUUGCGUGCCUCUACGAGGAGAACGAGGAAGGAGAGCGUGUACGCGUGCGUGACUCAUAUGUGGACAUCGCGAAUGCUUGCUGUGCGCCACGCUUCCCUGUGCUCGGUGGCCAUUUUGUGAAUGUGGCGCAAAUCAUUGAGCUGGUGAUGACAUGCAUCCUUUAUAUGGUCGUCAGUGGCAACCUGAUGUAUAACAGCUUUCCGGGCUUGCCCAUGUCACAGAAGGCAUGGUCAGUGAUUGCCGCGGCAGUGCUCAUGCCGUGCGCCUUCCUGCGCAACCUGAAGGCUGUUUCCAAGUUAAGCCUGCUGUGUACAAUUGCACACUUCAUCAUAAAUGUGAUGGUGAUUGCCUACUGCCUGUCACACGUGCAGGACUGGGCGUGGGACAAGGUCAAGUUCUACAUUGAUGUCAAGAAGUUCCCCAUUUCUAUUGGCAUUGUUGUUUUUAGCUACACAUCACAGAUUUUUCUGCCCUCACUUGAGGGCAACAUGCAGAAGCCUGCUGAGUUCCAUUGCAUGUUGGAGUGGACACACAUCGCUGCAUGCAUCCUCAAGGGCCUGUUUGCCCUUGUAGCCUACCUCACAUGGGCCGACGACACAAAAGAGGUGAUCACAGAUAACCUGCCGCCUGGCAUACGGAUGUGGGUGAAUAUCUUUUUGGUGGCUAAGGCAUUGCUCUCCUACCCCUUGCCCUUCUUCGCUGCUGUAGACAUCUUAGAGAAGUCCCUCUUUCAAGAUGGAGAUGGGACCCCAUUCCCAAACUGUUAUGGCACAGAUGGGAGGCUUAAGUCCUGGGGUCUUGCAAUGAGAAUUGGGCUUGUUGUUUUCACCCUUCUCAUGGCGAUCUUUGUCCCGCACUUUGCUCUGCUCAUGGGCCUUACUGGAAGUCUCACUGGUGCUGGACUGUGCUUCCUGUUGCCCUGCUUAUUCCACCUGAAGCUUCUCUGGCGCAAGCUUCUGUGGCACGAGGUCUUUUUUGAUAUCUCCAUCUGUAUAAUAGGAAGUAUAUGCAGCAUCUCAGGGUUUAUUUACUCCACUGAAGGGCUCAUUGAAGCCUUUAAGUAUAACACCCCAGAUUAAGAUACUAUAGAUUUUCUCAAAUGCUAAUGCAAUGCUCCUUGAUUGCAGAUAUGACCAUGUUAGGGAUGUGUUUAAUUAAAAUCAGUCUAUGUACAAAACAAUUAAACUAAAUAUUUAUUUCUUGUUAAAGAUUGUUGUGAUAGUUUGAUUGUCUACUUGUUGUUUCAUUAAUAACUCCUUAGCAAUAAAUAACUAAGCCAAGAAAUGUUGUGAUGAGUGCAGAUCCUGCAUAAAUGCCUUGUGUACAAUCAUUUCCAGGGGAAAUAAAAAUCAACAUUGAGCAUUAGGAAAGUAGUAUUAGUGAUGAUAGAAAUUAGUAAAACCCAUAUUCAGGUUUAGAGAACCUGAAUACAGCAUUAAAAAUCAAAGACCAUCAGGCCAUAGAUAGUGACUUUUUAAAACACCAGUUACUGGUUAUUUUUAUCAAAUGUGUUCAGAUUUUUCUGAAGUAAAUGUACAUGAGUAGAAUGAGAAUGACAAAUGACAUGGAUCUCUGAGAUUUUAUUUAGAGCGGAGAGGAAUCCAAGCAACAAAUGAGCAGAGUUAACCAAAUAUUUAGUGUCAGAAACUCUCAGUAAAUUUUUCUAGUAGAUCAUAUUUUAUUUUUCUCCCCAUUUUUAUAUGUUUAGUUAUAUUGUUUCAUAUUCAGUGUGUGUGUGUUCAUGAUUGAAACUGCAGUGCAGGUUGGGCUGUGGAAAAGUGACAGAGUUGUGUGUUUAAUGUAACCCAAACUUAGGAUGGCCUUGUUGUGCAUUCAGAAUGUGUACAAGAAUAAAGAGAGUGUACACCCUGAAGAUAUCCCUGAAAUCAAUAAAUUGAAUAUUUGUUUAA